Messenger RNA from Neogale vison (American mink), 3422 nucleotides. RefSeq names its product CUGBP Elav-like family member 5 (gene CELF5). Bases 7 to 1464 code for a protein of 485 amino acids. Gene Ontology annotation, cellular component: cytoplasm; nucleus; ribonucleoprotein complex. Gene Ontology annotation, biological process: mRNA splice site recognition; regulation of alternative mRNA splicing, via spliceosome. Gene Ontology annotation, molecular function: mRNA binding. Lineage: Eukaryota; Metazoa; Chordata; Mammalia; Carnivora; Mustelidae. The record is from RefSeq and is a predicted model, not a curated record. The transcript has 13 exons.
CCCGCCAUGGCCCGCCUGACGGAGAGCGAGGCGCGCCGGCAGCAGCAGCAGCUCCUGCAGACGCGGCCCUCGCCCGUGGGCAGCAGCGGGCCCGAGCCCCCCGGGGGGCAGCCCGACGGCAUGAAGGACCUGGACGCCAUCAAGCUCUUCGUGGGCCAGAUCCCGCGCAACCUGGACGAGAAGGACCUCAAGCCGCUCUUCGAGCAGUUCGGCCGCAUCUACGAGCUCACGGUGCUCAAAGACCCCUACACGGGCAUGCACAAAGGCUGUGCCUUUCUCACCUAUUGUGCCAGGGACUCCGCCAUCAAAGCUCAGACUGCCCUGCACGAACAGAAGACCUUGCCCGGGAUGGCGCGGCCAAUCCAGGUGAAGCCGGCGGACAGCGAAAGCCGCGGAGGUAGAGACCGGAAGCUGUUCGUGGGGAUGCUGAACAAGCAGCAGUCGGAGGAGGACGUGCUGCGGCUGUUCCAGCCCUUUGGGGUCAUCGACGAAUGCACCGUGCUGCGCGGGCCUGACGGCAGCAGCAAAGGCUGUGCCUUUGUGAAGUUCUCCUCCCACACCGAGGCCCAGGCAGCCAUCCAUGCCCUGCACGGCAGCCAGACCAUGCCGGGUGCCUCCUCCAGCCUGGUGGUCAAGUUCGCCGACACGGACAAGGAGCGGACCCUGCGGCGCAUGCAGCAGAUGGUGGGGCAGCUGGGCAUCCUGACGCCGUCCCUCACCCUGCCCUUCAGCCCCUACAGUGCCUACGCCCAGGCUCUCAUGCAGCAGCAGACAACGGUCCUGUCCACGUCGGGCAGCUACCUGAGCCCCGGCGUGGCCUUCUCACCCUGCCACAUCCAGCAGAUUGGCGCCGUCAGCCUUAACGGGCUGCCUGCCACGCCCAUCGCCCCUGCCUCUGGACUGCACUCACCCCCGCUGCUUGGCACCACUGCCGUGCCUGGGCUCGUGGCUCCCAUCACCAAUGGCUUCGCAGGGGUUGUGCCCUUCCCUGGGGGGCACCCUGCCCUAGAGACCGUGUAUGCCAAUGGCCUUGUGCCCUACCCAGCUCAGAGCCCGACGGUAGCCGAGACCCUCCAUCCCGCCUUCUCCGGAGUCCAGCAGUACACAGCCAUGUACCCCACCGCGGCCAUCACGCCCAUCGCGCACAGCGUCCCCCAGCCGCCGCCCCUCCUGCAGCAGCAGCAGCGAGAAGGUCCCGAAGGCUGUAACCUGUUUAUCUACCACCUCCCCCAGGAGUUUGGAGACACGGAGCUGACGCAGAUGUUCCUGCCCUUCGGCAAUAUCAUCUCCUCCAAGGUGUUUAUGGAUCGGGCCACCAACCAGAGCAAAUGUUUUGGCUUCGUGAGCUUUGACAACCCGGCCAGCGCGCAGACCGCCAUCCAGGCCAUGAACGGCUUUCAGAUCGGCAUGAAGAGGCUCAAGGUGCAGCUGAAGCGGCCCAAAGACCCGGGACACCCCUACUGACCGCGCCCACAGCCGCCCGGAGGCUGCGGGCCUGGCCCAGGUGAGGGGCCUUCCCACCCCAGGAGGGCUUCCCGCUUCCAACCGAUCCCGGACUUUCCCGUAAAUUACAACCGAGUUUGGACACCAGCCCUCCCUCUCCUCUCCCGUCUCCCUUGCCCACCCCCCUUAAUGUGAAACACUGCAAAGGCCACAUGGAGCGGGGAGGGGGCUUUGUGAUCUGCCCCAGUGCUGGGGGGAGGGGGCUUCUGAGUUGGGGGCCAGGAGGUUCACUGCCCCCUCCUUGGUGGCUCCCCAAACUAAAUCACAACUUUUCCUAUAUAUAUAUAUGCAUAUAUAUAUAGAGCUAUAGACAGUAUAUAUAUUUUUUGAGUAUAGAUCAUGGGACCAAACUUUUCCAACUUCCUUCCAUCCAAGAGAUGGUGACCCUGGCCCGGUCACUCAGCAGGGACAUAAGAAGGGCUGAGGAUGACCGGGCCGCCCAGUGUCUCCCCAUCUCCCGCUGUCAUGUCAGACCAGGGCGCCGAGAAGCACUGGGAAUCAGCCGCCAACGCGAUACACCUCCAGGACUUUGGGCCCCUGCUGCCGACGGCUCUUGCAGGCCUUUGGGCUCAGCCAGCUCAAGUGUCCCUGGUCUUAGCUGCAGCUUCCGGACCCCCAACCCCUCCCUCACCCCAGGGCCCUGCCUUCCCCGACGUAGGCACAAAAGAGACCCCCCCACCUUCUCCACCCCCCCACCCCGUCAUAGCCUUACUCAUGUGACCAAUAGCCCUUAGCUUUCCGUCAGGGGCAGACAGGGGCCGGGGCGCCCCCCGCCCCUCCUGCCCCCUCCCCAGGGCAGGCAGCCACCCUCCCUGCCUUCGGAUCACCAGCCUGGAGUUCACGAUCUCAUGACCAAGAUUGCCAAGCGCGUUGGACAAGCCAACCUGCACCGUCCCAGCACCCCUUUACCAGAAAUACCUCUACAGAUAAUUUUUUUUUUUAAUUUUGGUCUUUCUGAGCAGAUACAAAGAAGAAAAGAGAACAAAAUGGGGAAAAAAAAAUCAGAUGACUGGAUUUUUGUUUCCUAGUCGGGGCGGGGAGGGAAGUCCUUUCGGGGCAUCUCUGUAUAGCUACUCAAACCGUGAAAACCCACUUUGAAGCACAGAGUCAAGUUCGUUGGACGUCACUGGGGCCUCUUGCCAAGUGAGGCGCCGAAGAACGUAAUAAGCUCAAGAAAAAGAAAUUUGUAAAGAAAAAAAAAAAAAAAGAACAGCAUUCCCUUUUGUUUCUACCAAAAUGUGUCGACUGACCCAGAAAAAAAAACAAAAACAAAAACAAAACAAAAAAAAACAAAAAAGAACACAUUGCAAAAAAAAAAAAAAAAAAGAAAAGAAAAAAAAAGUCUUAAUGACCAACUUGUUUCGAUAUUCCAGAGUUUGAUAAUUGUUCCAAGACACUCUAGCGUGCCUGUGUCCCGUGCGUCUGCGUGCGCGUGCCCAGGGGCCACGAGGGGGCCUCGUGCGUGUCCCCGGCACCCGCCAAGCCCUCCGCUGGGCCUGCUUGGGAGUGCGUGUGGGUGUGCAGUGGCGUGUGUCCCUCUGGCCCAUGUUUACUGGCUGUAAAUACCAUUUUUAUACUCCACAUCGAAGACCUGCGUGAUUUGUACGAUGUACUUUAUUUCUGCUACGAGUAAUUUCAUGAAGUUUCAACUUGCAAACCGACUUUUGGAGACAAACCGCCACACACACACACACACACACACACAUAAAUACACAUACACACACACACACAGAAAAGGAAGACAAGAAAGGGACUUAGAGGGAACUUUGGGUUGACUUGGUUUGGAUUUCUGGCUGGAGAGGUCCUUGUCACUGUGGCGUGUUCAGGUGAGAAGCUGCAACCAUCAUUUCAAUGUCCAAAUGCCUCUCUUUGGUCUGGAGAAACUGAAAGUUUAUUUAAUAAAAGUUUUACUUGCUAAA